This is a messenger RNA of Ctenocephalides felis (cat flea), 1485 nucleotides long. RefSeq names its product glutamate-gated chloride channel. The record is from RefSeq and is a predicted model, not a curated record. Gene Ontology annotation, biological process: nervous system process; chloride transmembrane transport; regulation of membrane potential. Gene Ontology annotation, molecular function: neurotransmitter receptor activity; transmembrane signaling receptor activity; chloride channel activity. Lineage: Eukaryota; Metazoa; Arthropoda; Insecta; Siphonaptera; Pulicidae. Gene Ontology annotation, cellular component: membrane; neuron projection; synapse. The transcript is spliced from 7 exons. The coding region runs from base 124 to 1236 and encodes 370 amino acids.
CUGCAAAUGCAAAACCUCGUCUAGGAGGCGGCAAAGAAAAUUUCAGGGCCAAAGAAAAGCAAGUUCUGGACCAAAUUUUAGGCCCAGGCCAUUACGAUGCCAGAAUAAGGCCUUCUGGAGUCAAUGGAACUGGAAUACAGUGUCCAGUUAACUUUCAGGGAACAAUGGCAGGAUGAGAGGCUGAAAUUUAACGACUUUGGAGGUCGUCUAAAAUACUUAACACUGACCGAAGCAAGUCGCGUAUGGAUGCCCGAUUUGUUCUUCGCGAAUGAAAAGGAGGGCCACUUUCACAACAUCAUCAUGCCGAACGUCUACAUUCGUAUUUUUCCCUACGGUUCCGUACUAUACAGCAUCAGGAUAUCGCUGACAUUGGCGUGUCCUAUGAAUCUGAAACUGUAUCCGCUCGAUAGGCAGGUGUGCUCUCUCCGGAUGGCCAGUUAUGGUUGGACCACAAACGAUCUGGUGUUUUUGUGGAAGGAAGGUGAUCCGGUGCAGGUUGUCAAGAACCUACAUUUGCCCAGAUUUACGUUGGAGAAGUUCUUGACGGAUUAUUGUAACAGCAAAACCAAUACCGGUGAGUACAGUUGCCUGAAGGUCGACCUGCUCUUUAAACGAGAGUUCUCGUACUACCUGAUCCAGAUCUACAUUCCUUGCUGCAUGUUGGUGAUAGUUUCCUGGGUGUCGUUCUGGUUGGACCAGGGAGCGGUUCCGGCCAGAGUAUCACUAGGUGUGACCACUCUCCUCACCAUGGCCACCCAGACGUCGGGCAUAAACGCCUCCUUACCGCCAGUGUCCUACACAAAAGCCAUCGACGUCUGGACCGGAGUCUGCCUCACGUUCGUCUUCGGGGCUUUGCUCGAAUUCGCCCUCGUCAACUACGCCUCCAGAUCCGAUAUGCACAGGGAGAACAUGAAGAAAAAGCGCAGGGAACUUGAACAGGCAGCCAGCCUGGACGCCGCUUCUGACCUGAUGGACGGCACUGAUGGUACCUUCGCUAUGAAGCCUCUGGUACGCCACUCCGUCGACGCCGUAGGUCUGGAUAAGGUUCGCCAGUGCGAGAUACACAUGCAGCCGGCGUCCAGGCCGAACUGCUGCAGGAGCUGGAUAAGCAAAUUCCCGACGAGGUCGAAACGCAUCGACGUCAUAUCAAGAAUCACUUUCCCGCUGGUGUUCGCCCUAUUCAAUCUGGUCUAUUGGUCGACCUACUUGUUCAGGGACGAGGCGGAGGAGAAUUAAAGGAUGAAAGAGGAUUUAUGGGUAUUUAUAAUGUGGCAACACUUUUUUUUACUAUCUGAAUUUGGUGGUGGGGGGAUAUUAAUGCACCGAUUCGGCCGCAUAAUAGACCUAUGUUAUGAAGAACUUUCAAUACAAAGUUGUUCUAAAUGUGGUUGUUGUGCAAUCAGGUGUAUACCUCUCGAAUAAUCAAAUUAAAAUUGAAGAAUGAAGGAACUCUACUGAUAAUGAAUGAGAAAAAGGGACUCUACU